This is a messenger RNA of Rosa rugosa (rugosa rose), 4239 nucleotides long. RefSeq lists its product as uncharacterized. Bases 1 to 4239 code for a protein of 1412 amino acids. Gene Ontology annotation, molecular function: nucleic acid binding; RNA-DNA hybrid ribonuclease activity. NCBI's taxonomy places the organism in Eukaryota, Viridiplantae, Streptophyta, Magnoliopsida, Rosales, Rosaceae. The record is from RefSeq and is a predicted model, not a curated record. The transcript has 6 exons.
AUGACCCCUCUCAUUCAAGCUGCUGAAUCAACAUCACCCCAGUCACAUCAGUCCAACCGGGGAACAAUCAUCAUAUCGGGGCUCCCUGCCUUUGAUCCGGAGUGCCCCAUCCAUGGUCAUCCUCUCCGUCAGGGGUCGGGCUCUGACAUGUCUGACCGGGAUAAAGGUAAAGCAAAAGCAAUUAUGGAGGAUGACCCAAUUAUUAACACUAAUCCUGAUGCUGUUAGGCACAAUGGUGCUUUACUGGACCCCUCUACCUUCCCAACCUUGGGCCCUGAUGGCGAGAUAACUAUGGGCCUAACCCAAUUUUUUUAUGAUCACUCCCUCAAGGACUUCAUCUCUGUUAGUUCUGUUGAUCAUACUUCUUUGGGUCUGACUGAUCACUCUUCUGUUCCCCUUUCUCACCACCCUUCUCAACCCCAGCUUCCUCAGGCCUAUCAAACGAAUAUAUCCAGGCCUGCUCCCAGCCACUUCUCUACAAAAUCAGACAUCCCUUACAACCAGUCCGUCCACACAAAUAAUCUCCCAAACACCCCCACUGAACUAGUCUCUUUCCGGUCCCCUUCUACUCAGACAACCCCAACGCUUCCCAGUUCGCCCCCCACUUCAAGUCAGGAAGGUGUUGUCACUGGUAUUGCCUCUUUCCUGGAUCAGCUUCGUCUCAAAUGUCAGACUGAUGAUUCCUUUCUUCUCUCUGACCGGCUGACUAAAAAGACAAAAUCAAGCUCUAUCCCCACUACAACAGUUGGAAUCUUACAAGGAAUCCAUAUUUCCCCUUACUCCCCAAAUGAUGAUCUCCCUGAUCCAGAUUUGGAUUUGCCCCUGAAUCUGCUUGCUGCUAGGGGCCGGGGCCGAUCUGGUCGCAAUAGGAGCCGAGGAGGUCGGGGAAGAGGGAGAAAACGAGGUACUUUGGUUGCCUCUGUUAUGUCACCUCACCAAUCUGAAUCCAUACUUAGGGAGACUCUCUCCACUCCUGAAGGGCUUUUUGCCGUACAAAUCAUCUUAGCUGAGACUUACCAGGGACCUAAAUUCACCUGGUACUGUUUUCAGCAUGGAAAGGUGGUCAUCAAGGAAAGGCUGGACCGUGCUUUGGGCAAUAAUUCUUGGAUUGUUAAUCAAUCCCGAUCUCAAAUCUUCCAUCUUCCUUUACUGGGAUCUGACCACCGACCAAUUUUGGUUGACACGGCUCCUGCUCAAAAGAUUAAUCCUCAUCUCUUUCGUUUUGAGCAUCUAUGGACUCUCCACCCGGAUAGCUAUAAGAUUGUCCAAGAAAAUUGGAAGCCCUGUCUUCCUCCUUCAGCUAGUGUGUCUUGGGCUAGAAAUUUGCAAAGCUGCAAAUCCUCCCUUGGUUCUUGGGCCAAAAACACCUUCCCAAACUUUGGUAAACAGGUCAGCUCUAAUAUCAAUCGAAUCCAAUCCCUUUUGGAUUCUGAUCAGGAUGAAAUUCAGGGGGAUAUCUCUACUGCUACUAAUCAGAUUGCUUCUCUCUGGUCUCUUGAAGAAGUUUAUUGGAAGCAGAGAUCCCGCAUCUCUUGGCUGGCCCAUGGGGAUCUUAAUACUCAUUUUUUCCACCAGAGCACUUUACUCCGCAGAUGCCGGAACAAAAUUCUUCGGCUUAACAAUGGUUUUGGCCAGUGGUUAACUACUGAGGACUCUAUUGUCUUGCAUCUCAACAACUAUUUCAAGGAUAUGUACACAGCCAUACCAACUAACUAUACCCAAACUGUUCUGGACUUUGUUGAUCCGUUGGUCACGGAUGAGAUGAAUGAUUCUCUGAUGGCUUUUAUUUCCCUUGAGGAGGUUAAAGCAGCAAUUUUUGAAUUAGGAGCUCUCAAAGCUCCCGGCCCGGAUGGGUUCUCUGGUUCCUUCUACCAGACUUACUGGGACAUUAUCAAGGAGGUUGUUCUUGCUGCAACACAUCAAUCCUACGAAUCAAUGACCAUUCUUGAGCAAUUCAACAACACUUUCAUUGCAUUAAUUCCAAAGGACAAUAUCUUGGUGGCACAUGAGAUGUUCCACCACCUCAAACUCUUGAAAUCUGGUAUUUAUGGGGAAUUUGCUCUCAAACUUGACAUGAACAAGGCUUAUGACCGAGUGGAUUGGAAUUUUCUGGAGGUGGUGCUACUCAAACUUGGGUUCCACCGUACCUGGGUUCGCCUUGUUAUGAAUUGUGUAACUUCGACUUCCAUGACUCUCUUGAUCAAUGGCUCUCCAGGUCUUUUAGAUGCAAUCAAGCUAAACACUGAUGGACCUUUGGUUAGCCACCUCUUUUUUGUUGAUGACUCAAUCUUCUUCCUCAAGGCCACUUUGUCAAAUUGCGAGGUGUUGUCUGAUACAAUUCAUCACUACUGCUGUGCUUCGGAUCAGUCUAUCAAUAAGCAAAAGUCCACCCUCUUCUUCAGCCCCAACACCCAACCACAGAUUGCUCAUCUCAUUAGCUUGGUUCUGGACAUGAAAUCGGUCCCAAACCCGGGCCGAUACUUGGGUCUUCCUACAGUUUGGGGCAGAUCAAAGAUCUCAGCUUUGGCUUAUGUUAAAGAUAACAUACUUCAGAAGAUUUCGGGUUGGUCUAAAUCAACUCUAUCUCAAGCAGGCAAGGAGAUAUUGAUCAAAUCCGUUGCAAUGGCAGUCCCGAUGUACCCAAUGACUGUUUUCAAGUUCCCAGCUGGGCUCUCAAACCAAAUAAACUCGGUGUUGGCUGAUUUCUGGUGGGGGAAUGCUUCAUCCCCGAGUAUGCACUGGAAAAAAUGGGCUUCUCUUGAGGCCACCCAUGGUUCUUCCCCUUCAUGGGCUUGGUCUAGUCUCCUUGAAGGUAGGCAUCUCAUCACGGGUGGAGGAAUGUGGCAGGUUGGUUCUGGAUCCCAAAUUGACUUCUGGAAGGAUAACUGGAUCCCUAGAUGCCCCUCUGGUAACCUCCUCCAAUACAGGCCCCAAAAUGCCCCUUUACUGAACUCGAUGAAUGUCUCUCAUGUCAUCGAUAGAUCAUCCAACUCUUGGAACCUGGAUCUGGUCUCAUCUUUCAUUCCUUUGGAGACCUUGAAUGCCAUUCAAGCUACCACUUUUGGCUCCCAGAACGACCAUGACAAGCUAAUUUGGGCUCCCACUUCUUCAGGAGUUUAUUCGGUCAAGUCGGGUUAUGCACUUCAAGUUUCUGGUACUUCACAUAACCUUGCCUCUCACCCUCAUCAAUCCCAUUCUAUUGACUCCAAAGUUUGGAUAUGGCUAUGGAAAGUCCGAGCUACUCCAAGAGUGAAACAUUUCCUUUGGAGGGCUCUGUCAAAUGUCUUGGCUACAAAUCACAAUCGUCACACUAGACACUUGACUCAAUCUCCUUUGUGUCCGCUGUGUCAAUCUCACCCUGAAACGGUUGAACACAUUCUCUUGUUAUGCCCAUGGGCCAUGCGUACCUGGUUUGCCCACCCACUCUCCUAUAGAAUUGACUCUCAGACCAUCACUUCUUUGGACAGGUGGCUUACUGAGUUGUUCCUUUCAAAUGGUGGCCUUUGCAAGACAGACUCGCAGUUCACUACACAUGUGGUUUUCUUACUGUGGUACAUUUGGAAAGAACGGUGUAAUUGUGUGUUCGAUCAUAUCUCCCCUAAUUCUCUUUCGGUGGCGUCGAGGGCUUUUAGAGCUUCCUCGGAAUUUCUGGCAAUUCCUACUUUCAUCAGCCCAAAGAUUCACCGCCCUUGCAACUCAGAGGACUCCUCUCAUUGGCUUCCACCUCCGGUUCACUCUUGGAAAAUUAACACGGAUGCGGCAUGGGAUUCUUCCACUCUUUCUUGUGGGCUCUCAGCUCUAUUACAUGACUCUACUGGAACUUUAGUAAAAGGCUUGUCCCAGUCGAAUUUUGCUUCCUCAUCCUUGGCUGCUAAAGCCAUGGCAAUUGAUCUUGGCCUCAGCCUUGCCUCCUCUAUACCUCUAUCUUCUUUUCAGUUGGAAUCAGACUCUUUGGUUUUGAUAUCAGCUUUUUUAAACCCUUUGUCUGCGGUUGACUGGUCGGCUUCUCAGAUUGUAUCCUCCAUCCGAACAAAGGCUUCUAGCUUCAACUGUGUAAACUGGCGUUGGACCAGUAGGGGGACAAACGCUGCUGCGGAUCUUGUGGCAGCGUGGGCCUCGCGCAGGGUGUGCCCGGUGGAUUGGGUCUCUAAUCCCCCUCCCUCCCUAAUGCGCAUUUUACUUUAUGAUGCAGCUGCCUCUGUUUCUGUUGGCUUCUUGGCCUGUUUGUUUCUCUUGUAA